AAUGUACUGAGAGCAGUGUUGCUUUCGCCAGUUCUCUUGCGUACAUCCAAACUGAUGGCCCAUCAGUGCAAAUACUGCCAGGAGGUAAAACCUGGGCUCUCAAGACUUCUCCUUCAAAUCCUUUAUAGCUUGACGUUUUAUUGGAAGAGAUAAGAGCGUCGCUGCAGCUGUUCGAUUUCCACACACCAAAUGGGUGCACCUCAGAGGAGAACAAGAAAUCAUGUCCUGUAUACGUGGUAAAAACAAGUGGAAGAGGAUUCUUGGGGGUGUACGAUCCUGAACCAGAGCUCCUACACUACUUCCUUACCUCAAAUGCGGUUCUGUUAGACUCCCAAAAUAGAUUGCGCUCCACGACAUCUACAGGGACAUCUAGCGAAAAAGAUUUUGCAUUUUACAAGUCCUGGCCCCAGCAACCUUCCAAAUCUACACUGAAAAUGACAUUCAGUGGCAUCUACAACCCUACUACCUGCCUCAAGAUUCACGACAUUGUCAUGUUCAUUGUUUCUAAGGAUCAUUAUCCAGUUUAUGAUGUCAACAGCCUGUACAAUACAAACCAUGAGUUUGACUGGGGAGGUUUCCGCAGCCUAGCAGAAGAAGCUAAGUUGGCCUCAGGCUCCGACAACUUCCUGCUCUUCUUUUACCAGUUCCAUGAUCCCGGAACUUAUGUCUUGAGGCUAAGUAGCAACCAGCACAAAAGAAUGUAUGUCAGAGUCAUGCCCUAUGGUGGACAGUGUUAUGAUGAGGGUCCCUUCUUCCCAACGACUCCCAGACACAUGGUGCAAGUGGGGGUUGCCAGGAUCCCAGACCUCAUUCUGAAACCUGACUGGCGAGCAAUUAUUGGGAUUAUAAUCGGAGUCGUCUUUCUCCUCAUUGUUUGCCUGCUACUGAUUAUUUUUUGCCAAACCUUUGGCUUCUCCAGGAAAGGAAGCCCUUCCCCACGAUUCCGAAAGUUACAGCUGAAAUAUAAUAUAGACAAAUAUUCCUCCAGAGAAUCCACAGUCCUUACCCUCAGAAAAUAUCACCCUGGAAUGCAGCAAGCAGGCAGUUUGGAAAAGAACUUCAGCCAUAUGGAGAAAAGAGAAGGCAAGUGUGAAAUAUGGGACACGGAAGAACAAAUAGAUCUGGACUCAUUCAAUACCAACGCCUUCUUUGAAAUUCUGGUCGCACAGUCUCUGGCAGUUACAGCCAAACUGAGCCAGUUUAAGGAAGAGCUGAAAAUCUUGUACCAUAAACUUCAGGAUGAAGCAGCCAUGCUCAGAGAUCUUUGGCUAGCCAAGCUGUGCAUCCCUGACAGAGCUGAUCCUUGUGAUGAUGUACUGAUGGGGAACUAUGUCAAAGCAAAACAGCAGGUGGAGGAGGAGAUUCUGCUCCGAAAGCACCUGGCCACAGAAUAUGAAGAAAGCGUGAGCAGGCAGCUCCACUUACUGAGCCAGGACAUGAAACGACGUGAGGAGCACUGGGUGGCAUUUAAUUCUGCUCUGCGGGAAGCCAUAAGGUUGACAGAGGCCCUGGCGGAGGCUCUGUCUUCUGAGGAAGGUCAAGUCUCAGGCUCUAAAUCAGCCCAUCACAGGUUAUUAAGCCUCAUAGAUGCUGCAAGCAACCAGGUGUCCAGCACUGUCAUACAGGAGACUCGUAGGCUCAUGGCAUGGGGCAUCCUGGGAGAAGGAACGGGAGCUCACCUUGUUAACAGAGAGAGAACCAGGCUACUCACCAAGGCAGAGCUUGUAGGAUCAGAUGGCUCUGUGAAGGCACAGGAUGUCCUGCACCAGGAUGCUACCACUGGACUAAUAAUGCCCAGCCAUGGUGCUGUCAUGCUGCUGGCCAAUCAGUCCAUGGAGCCUGUAUCUGCCCACCACUUCCUGCACCCUGGCACAGGAAGAUUGCUCCCGAUAGCUGGGAAUGUUGGCUUCGACCCUGUCAACUCUAAGCUGAUCCCUGUGGUUGAUUUAGCACCUGGAGAGAUUCAUCACUCAGAGGCUCCCAUCUUGCCCUAUGUCCCGUAUCCUGUGUGUCUCCAUUCUGGCCUACCAGUGAAGACUCGCCUGCCAGUCCUACAGCCUGAGAAAGUGUUUAAAUUGGGAGGCCUCAUGCAAGACCCAGCGACGGGGAUUGAGGUGCCAAUACUUGCCGUUACCAUUCACCCCCAAACUGGCCAGAAGCUGUCUUUGGGUGGGACAUACCUGAAUCCUCUAACAGGAACAGUGACGCCUCUUGAAUUGGGGGGGCCUAUGAGGUUCCCAGAAGGAGGGAGAAUUGUUCCAAUCCUUGGAGUCAGUUUGGAUAAUAACACAGGAGACCUCAUUCCAGUGGGAGGCCUCCAUGGGCCCUCAGAGAGCCUCUCCCUUAUAGGGGAUUCCUUUACGGAGCCACUGAGCGGGAAGGUUGCCCGUGUCCAAGGCAUUUGCCUUCAGCAAGACAAGAUGGCCGCUCACGCAGGGGGCUAUCAGGCGGUAUUGGACUCCAACCUCCUUGUAGCUCAGAUCCACGUGGCUCAAUCACUAAGAGAGUAUAAGGACUCCAUUUGUGAGGAGCUGUGCUCUGCUGGAGAUAGGCAGAAAGCCCUCAAAGCCGCAGAAGAGGACAUGAAAAGAGCACUGUCUGAGGUGCUGGACUAUUUGUUGUACCAGCUAAGAACCCUUGAGCAGCAACGGGGCCGUGCAUUAGUUCUCAAGAGCACCGGCGGCAAGUUGGGGAUGAUCAAAUAUCCCAGCACAGAUCUCUGGAUCCCUGCCGUGUUUGGGAUGAAAAUCCCGGAUCCUGGAGGUUCUGAUUUGACGGUGCCCAUCCUUGGAGUUGAAUGUGACUGGAGGACAGGGCAGCCAAUGCCAUUAGCUGGGACCAUGGAAGAUGCAGAUGGGAAAGGUCUUGUUCCACUCGCUGUUGGCUUCAGAACCAUGGAUCCCAUAACAGGCGAGACUGGUCCAGUCAUUGGAGCUCAAAUUAACCCUUGGACAAAUGCUGUCAUUCCUGUGGUCCAGUCCCUGGGAAAUUUACCAAGAGGAAAUCCAGACCCAGAACUGCUGGCUGGUUUGGAGAAGGAAAUAAAUGCCAAGCAAGCAUACUGGCACUGCCAGCGGGAAAAAGAAGAGGAGCUCUUUAAAGAGCUGGAUUUUAUAUGUCUGGAUGUCUUGGAUGCAGCCAAGGAGGGGAAAAUGAAAAAGUUAAGGUAUAAGAUCAAAUUAAGACCUGCUGAUGAAAUCUAUCACCUACUGGAAGAAUCUUCUGCCCAGGAAAUUCAAAGGAGAGCUAGCAGAGAUCAGAACAUGCUGUGGGACACAGAACAGUCUCUGAGGAUGAGAGUUGACAAGGAUGAGAGAGACCAGGAAGCCAGAGUUCGGCUUUUGCUCAGGAAGAUGCUGGAGAAACUGGUCCAGUUCAUCCGGAAGAUGCAGCUAGAAGAAGGACGGAUCCAGAUGCAGUUGAAGGAAGCGGAACGGCAGUGGAGCAGAGGCUUGCGCAUGGAAGAGGCCAUAAGAGAGAAAUCCAGAAAGAUCACACUGCAUCUUGUGGCUGGAUUCCAGGAACACAUUGCAAAGCAGCAGACCAGCGUGGAGAGUGCCCACUGCAGGCUAGAAUAUUUCCGAUACUUAUCACAUACGCUGGCCCUACAGACAAAGGACCUUCUCUCCGGUUCAUCCCAGUGCUUUCUGAACUACCCAGGCGCAAAAUUCUACAGCGCGGCCGGCACUGCCCAUGGAAGUUGGGAAGUCAUCAAUCGGAAACUGAUCCCGCUCCUCAAGUCUGUGGUUCAGACUCUGGAAGAGAACAAAAGGGGUCCCUUGUCUCCUGAGGUGCUUCUGGGUCUGGGAUCAGGAGAAGGCUACUCAUCCAGAAGCACUCUGAAGGUGUCUGAAGCUGCCGGCGAAGCGUUCCGGACCGAAACGAGGCAGGAAAUGGCUCUUGCUGCAGCAACCCUCUCACCUGUGCCACCUUCUUGGGCCACACCAAACAGAUCCCAGUUGUUGCAAGAAAUCCAUACCAGGAUUUUCUUGGAGAAGCACGCCAGCGAGAUGGUGCACCUUGAGCUGUCCUUGAUGGCUGAGGAAAUCAACAUGAUCUCUUGCUUUUGCGAAUCCUCAAAGCUGAGGAAGGACCUGGGGAUGACACGAAGGCAUAACUUGGGAGCGGCCAACGACUGGGACAACCUCCUGAAGGAGCUGGCUGAGUAUCACCAGCAUGCUGAAGAAGAGCUUAGACAGCAGCACUGGGAAGAAAUUAAAUGUGCCGGGCUCAGCCCUGAGGAAAGAACCCUCAAAGACGGGGCUUUAUUCUCUCUGGAAGAAAUCCUGCAGAAUCUUGCGUCGCUGGGUGCCGACCUGCAAAAAGCAGGACCCCCCUCUAGAUUAGGCCUUGCAAAAGCAAACAGUGAAACUCAAACUUUGGAGAGCAAGCUGGGCAGAGGCUCAGUGGCUCAGAAACUGCGAGCCACAGCAAGCAAGAUAGUGAAGCAAGAAGCUAUGAAGCAAAUGUGGAUACACAGAGUCCUGGAUUGUUACAACCAUCUCCAGAGAUGGAGCUGUCCGGAAGGCAUAUUACAGGUUCUGGACAACUUAUGCUACACAGCUGCAGGGGAAAUGGUGGCCUGUGAGGUGGCCCAGUCAGCUGAGCAACAUCAGGUGGAGAGAGCGAUGACCUUUCUCCAAAAGUCCUCUAAGGAAGGGGAAAUACUUGUCUCAUUCAAAGAAAUGGAUGAAGCUGAGCUGAGGAAGCUGCAGACACUGAUCCAAAUGGAACUGCAAGCACAGAUAGAGGAAAAGCUGGAAGCCAAAGAAAUGGAAGCAAUUCAGGAGGUGGCCAAGCAGACCCCAGGCCCUGCUGCUGCUGAACAGUUGGCGUAUUUUCUUUUGACUCAGAGGCAUCUACGGCAAACAGUCCUAGUAUCAGAAGGUCUCUCCAGGCUUCGGAAAGCAGGCCCCAGAACGGCAGGCGAUCAGAGCUCCACAGAAGACCUUGCUCAGGAGGAACCGCUUGUGGAUGAAGGGAUGAAGGGCGUGGCUCAGCUGCUGAAGGGGGAAAAGCAGUAUGAGGACUCCGUGCUGGAGCUGCAACACACAGCACAGAUGCUGCAGUUGAGGGAGAGGCAAUUUCAAGAGACAGUCGAAAUGCUGAAAGCUCACUCCUUAGACAAGCAGCGCCUGGAGGAUGCUCACCAGAUAGCCAGUGGACUGCAGGACUUCAGGCAGCAGAAAACCAGAGAGCUGGCAGAGCAGCUGAGAACUUGCCUGCUGGGCAGCCAGAAGGCAAAAGAGGGAACCUCGAGCAAUCCCAGUCCACCCCAGAGUGAAAGUCCUCCUCUAGAAAAAAAAGAUAAAGGAGGAAAAGGAAAAGAGAAAUGGGUGGAUUCCCAAGAAGCUCGGUUGGUGGAGCUGGAGGAAUCUUACCGAGAGCAAAUAUUGGAAGAGAAAGCAAAACUGGAGGAUCAGCUGGAAAGAGGGGAAAUGAAGAAGUGGUCAAAGCAGAAACUGAUCAGAGAACAUGAUGAGACAGUGACCUUCCUGGACAAGGCGUUUCGCCAAGAUAUGCACAAGCUCAGAGGGAGGAUGGAGAAAGAUCAAAAGAGAAAAUACUCAGGUCAAGAAGACGGAAAUUCUCUGACUUCUGAAGCUGCCUCUUUGCCGGGGCAAAACCAGCCCAGCCUGGCUGAAGACAGAGUUCUCUCCCUCUUGACAGAAAAUCUCAAGGUCUUGAAGCAAACUGAACUCCUAGUGAGCUUACGAACCACCCUGCUGAAUCCUCGGUUCACAGCUCUUCUGUCUGAUAGCAAUGGAGCUGGUGGUAUGACAUCUUCCAAGCUCCUUGCUCUUCUGAAGGAUGUGAACUGCCAAAUCCAAAAGUGUGCAGCGGCGGUUGGACUGCUGGAUGUCCAUCGUCCGGAAUAUGAUAAAGUAAAUUCUUUUCAGGAUAUAAUGGACACUCAGAUGGUCCCUAAAUCCAGAGAUCUUGUCCCUCUGCUCACAUCAACCCUUUCUGCAAGGGAAUUUGUCGUGUACCAAUACGGAAUGGUGAUCCUGAAAUUCCUCAGGCCUCAUAUUGGUGCACCAGAGAUUGAUCUGUGCAUUGCUUCCAGCAUUCCUUCCAGCAACACACCAGGAAACGCCUUCCGGAACUCUUUCCAUUAUCAGACUCCUGGCAACAAACUGUUUGUUCUAAGGGAGUGCUUGAGUUGUGUGGGCAGCUUUAUCCUGCUUCUUGUGCACUGCCUGGCCCACAUCACUGCCGAAGACCUCCGCCAGGAUUCCAGCCCAGCUUUUCGGAGGCUCUUUUACCAGGCACUCAAGGCUUGCCUGGGUGAAAUGUUCUCUCUCAGGCUUCAGACAUCAGCAGUUCUGGAGGACAGUAAAUCCGCUGCAAUGAUGAUUAACGAGGCUUUUCUGAAGGGAGAGGGGCUCGCAGAUGAGAAAAUAAAUCUCCUUUCAGGGCUCUUGGAUGCCAAAGUGAAGCCUUCUGCAGACUUAGAGGAGGAGCAUGAGAGCCUCUUGCUUGAUGUGGAUUUCGAUGACUCGCUCAGAAGCAAACUGCCCGGAAAGAAGAAGGAUUGUUAUUCCCACAUCUUGCCCAGCAGCCAGGAGAUUCUCCCAUCGACAAGCUCACAGGCCAGCAGUUACCCCCACACCACCCCUGAAGCAGCAGCAGACAAGCUGGAUGUGCUCAACGAGAAGCUGGUAACACUCCUGCAAGAGGAGGAAGAGUGCGUCUCCAGGAGCGGAGCUGGUGGAGCUUCAUUGUUCGAUGAGCUCAAGGCCAUCGGCUUGGAGAAAGACUCUCUGCUGAAGGAAAUAAAAGCCCUGGAAAGGAAAGUGGCAGAAGCCAAGAAGGGGAGGCCGGAAUGAGUCUGUGGAGUCUUAGAAAAGCAAUAGGGGAAGGAGGGAAAGAGGCAACAAGUUAGGAUGGUGCCAGCAAGAAGACUGAAGGGGAUGCCCAUGGCUUUUUUUCAGGGGGAACUCACGGGAACCCAGCUUCAGCACCUCUCAGGUGGGCACCAUUGUCAUUUUAAGAGAACGAGGUUCAUGGUGAGUUCCGGCAUCUCUUUUAUCCUAGAAAAAUAGCACUGGAGAUGCCUAAUCGCCCCCAAAUGCUUGACUUGACAUAGCUGCCUGUUUUCUCUCCCUCUACCCCAAUGUACAUCUGCAACAAGUCAUGUAAUGUCAGCUUCCAGCUUAAGCCAAGGAUAGCAAGAGUCCGUCGCAAGGACAUGAUUAGCAAAGGACUCCAGUUCUCAAUACAAUUGGUUAGUUAUGGCGAGGCCCACACAAACACAGUAAGGCUGGUAAAGACCAUUCCUGAGGCAAUGUGUACAUAAAGGUAAAGGGACCCCUGACCAUUAGGUCCAGUCGUGACUGACUCUGGGGUUGCAGCGCUCAUCUCGCGUUAUUGGCCGAGGGAGCCAGUGUACAGCUUCCAGGUCAUGUGGCCAGCAUGACAAAGCCGCUUCUGGCGAACCAGAGCAGCACACAGAAACGCCGUUUACCUUCCCGCUGUAGCGGUACCUAUUUAUCUACUUGCACUUUGACGUGCUUUCGAACUGCUAGGUUGGCAGGAGCUGGGACCAAGCAACGGGAGCUGACCUGGUCGUGGGGAUUCGAACCACGGACCAUUUGAUCAGCAAGCCCUAGGCUCUGUGGUUUAACCCACAGUGUCACCCACGUCCCACACAUAUGUACAUACCCUACAAUAUUUCUCCAAUGA
This is a messenger RNA of Zootoca vivipara (common lizard), 7686 nucleotides long. The record is from RefSeq and is a predicted model, not a curated record. NCBI's taxonomy places the organism in Eukaryota, Metazoa, Chordata, Lepidosauria, Squamata, Lacertidae.